UUGUAAUGUUGCCAUAUUUAAGAAUUCUCAUCUACUCCGUACAUGUUUUUAUAUUUUCGAUAUAGAUAUGGAAUCACAAGCUAAGUCCAAUAAGCCCUAGCGGCACUGCGCGUCCAGACCCCUGUCAUCUUACUCGUGUCCCCAUCGUUCAUGCCACACUUCCGAGUCCAGAAGCUCGACACACGACGAACAGAGCUUCCCAAACCAUAAAAGCCCGCAACCCUCCACUCCUUCCCAGCAAUGCACCUUAUACAUUGAGCGAAUUGAGAAUGCCUGGCCAUGCGACGAGUAGCAACUCACAGAGGCUAAACACAAUCACCCAAUCCCCGGGUUUUAUUGGCGCUGCGGCCAGAUUCUGGCAGCGCUCCUAUGCCUCUGACUAUGUCGGUCUGGCUAUCUUAUUGACAGGAUGGAUCUUGUUGAUCAUGUUCGUGGAGCCCUUCCACCGCAUGUUUUCUCUCGAUAACCUCGCGAUACAAUUCCCCCACGCCGAAGUCGAGCGAGUGUCCGUCACAUGGCUCUUCAUCUACGCGGGCGCCGUGCCCCUCGGCCUCCUAAUCACCUGGUCCCUCGCCCUGCGUCCCGGCGCCCACAAAUCGCACGUCACGAUCCUGGGCUGGUUCAUCUCGCUGAUCCUCACCCUCUUCCUCACCGACAUAAUCAAAAACGCUGUCGGACGCCCCCGCCCCGACCUCAUCGCGCGCUGCAAGCCCGAGAAGGGUACCCCGGCCCACCAACUCGUCACCUUCGAGAUCUGCACCGAGGAGGACCACCACGUGCUGCACGACGGCUGGCGCAGCUUCCCGAGCGGCCACAGCAGCUUCGCCUUCAGCGGACUCGGAUACCUUGCGCUUUUCAUCGCUGGCCAGUGCCACGUCUUUAGGCCGAGGACGGAUCUCGCGAGGGUGCUGCUUGCGCUGGCGCCCCUGCUCGGGGCGGUGCUGAUUGCGAUUUCUAGGUGCGAGGAUUACAGACAUGACGUCUACGAUGUCACCACCGGCUCGCUGAUCGGCCUGUCCAUCGCGUACUUCACCUACAGGCGGUACUAUCCCCCGCUCAGGAGCGCAAAGUGCGCGACGCCGUAUCCGAACCCUGCGGACUCGCCGGCGGGGUUCUCGAAGGUGAAGGACGACGAGGAGAGAUUGAGGGGCGUCGAGGAGUUUGAAUUGGAUGAGUUUGACGAGGAGGAUGAUGAGCAGAGGCCGUUGAGUGGCAGCAGCAGGAGGGGAUGAUGAUGAUGGAGACUUGUAGAGAUUGCUUUCCAUAUGAAGCGUUUAGAUGGUCUUGGGCUUUUUUGGUAGCAUGUAGUAGGGAGUUUCAAAGGGUUAAAUUUGGCAUCGCAAGCUUGACAUUUUGUUCGUGUAAAUAUACGGAAUAUGAAUUAGUACUAAGAU
Messenger RNA from Aaosphaeria arxii CBS 175.79, 1394 nucleotides. RefSeq names its product PAP2-domain-containing protein. Gene Ontology annotation, biological process: phospholipid metabolic process. Gene Ontology annotation, molecular function: phosphatidate phosphatase activity. The transcript has 4 exons. The coding region runs from base 270 to 1232 and encodes 320 amino acids. Lineage: Eukaryota; Fungi; Ascomycota; Dothideomycetes; Pleosporales. The record is from RefSeq and is a predicted model, not a curated record.